GGACAAGCAGUGAGCCGGAAGACAAGGCAGAGCGCUGCCAUGAUGGUUGCAUCUAAGGUGGAAUGAGUGGCGGGCCUCUCGGCGACCGGAAGAGUGAGGCCGGGAGGUAUGGGUUGGGCGCCGCCAUAUCAACCUGACACCGGAAAAGGCGGGUCUCUUCUCUCUGAUCGGCCUAAACUCGCCUGGAGAUGCAGGCAGCCCUGGAAGUCACAGCUCGAUACUGCAGCCGGGAGCUGGAUCAGUAUGGCCAGUGUGUGGCCGCCAAGCCAGAGUCCUGGCAUCGGGACUGUCACCACCUUAAGAUGAGCAUUGCUCGCUGCACAUCCUCCCACCCCAUCAUCCGCCAGAUUCGCCAGGCCUGUGCUGAACCGUUUGAAGCCUUUGAGGAGUGUCUUCGCUUGAAUGAGGCUGCAGUUGGCAACUGUGCGGGACACAUGCGCCGCUUCCUGCAGUGCGCUGAGCAGGUGCAACCGCCAAGUUCGCCCACACCUGGAGAGACACAGCCUCUUCCUGCCUCCUGAAGACCCCCAUGGACCCUGAGGAAACUAGACACGACUGACUCCACCUGACAUCCUCAUCUAGAAGAGGGACAUUUUGGAGUCCUGAGGGCUCUGGUGUGGGUCUGGCCUACCUGGACUCCAGAACUCUAAAUAAAUAAAGACUGAGUACUGG
Molecule: messenger RNA, 672 nt
Organism: Microtus ochrogaster (prairie vole)
Lineage: Eukaryota; Metazoa; Chordata; Mammalia; Rodentia; Cricetidae
Gene: Chchd5
Product: coiled-coil-helix-coiled-coil-helix domain containing 5
Biological process (GO): cellular respiration
Cellular component (GO): mitochondrial intermembrane space
Source: RefSeq, a predicted model, not a curated record